Capronia coronata CBS 617.96 is the source of this 1620-nucleotide messenger RNA. RefSeq lists its product as uncharacterized. The transcript is spliced from 2 exons. Gene Ontology annotation, molecular function: transmembrane transporter activity. The coding region runs from base 1 to 1620 and encodes 539 amino acids. Lineage: Eukaryota; Fungi; Ascomycota; Eurotiomycetes; Chaetothyriales; Herpotrichiellaceae. Gene Ontology annotation, cellular component: membrane. The record is from RefSeq and is a predicted model, not a curated record. Gene Ontology annotation, biological process: transmembrane transport.
AUGGCUACUCUGGACGAAAAACCCUCUCCCAUGACACACAACGAAGACAUCGAAUCUGCCCGCGUGUCUAACGAUGCCAUCGUCCAUGAUCGAAAGGCAUCUCUAAAGCAUGGUGAUCGAGCUCUGGCAUUUGUCGGAGACGAAAGAAUCCCACUUACCGAAGAAGAUAACAAGCGGAUUCGCAGAAAGACCGAUAAGGUCAUCCUCUCCAUUCUCAUCUGGGUCUAUUUCCUUCAGAUCUUGGACAAAUCCGUCCUCGGAUAUGGCGCGCUCUUCGGCCUCCAAACAGAUACCAACCUUACAGGCGACCAAUAUUCCCUCCUCGGUUCUAUUGCCCCCAUCGCCCAACUGGCCUGGCAGCCGUUCUCCUCCUUCUUGAUUGUCAAGGUGCCCCAUCGAAUCCUAAUGCCCGUUCUGUGCUUGGGAUGGGGUGUUGCACAGGCUUCCAUGGCCGCGUGCCACAACUACAGCUCUUUGAUGGCUGCCCGCUUCUUUCUCGGACUCUUCGAGGCCGGCUGUCUGCCACUUUUCAGCGUGAUUACCAGCCAGUGGUAUCGUCGUGCUGAACAACCAGUCCGCGUCGCUGCUUGGUAUGGAACAAACGGCUUGGCCACGAUUGCAGCUUCAGCCCUCUCCUACGGUCUGGGCCAUAUCCCGUCAAGCACUUUGGAAGAAUGGCAGAUCAUUUUCCUCUUUGUCGGUCUGGUGACCAUUGUGUCUGCCCCAGUUGUCUGGUGGUUUCUGGACAACGACAUCCCCUCUGCACGAUUUUUGACCGAGCAAGAGAAGGCGCAAGCAAUUGAACGUCUUCGUGCCAACCAGACUGGUACAGGUUCGCGAGAGUUCAAAUGGGCGCACAUUUCCGAGCUUGCCUUGGAGCCGAAGACGUACCUUUGGAUCGGAAUGUCGCUUUUGCUCAAUGUUGGUGCCUCCGUUACCAAUACUUUCGGACCUCUUAUUCUCCAGGGCGUCGGCUUUGACAAAUACAAGACCUCUCUGCUGAACAUGCCCUUUGGAGCCAUGCAGCUGCUCGUCAUCCUGAUCGCAUCAUAUGCAGCACAAAAGGCCAAGCUCAAAUCUGCGGUGCUUGCUGCCCUCAUGAUUCCGGUCAUUGCAGGCCUGGCCGUUCUCUACGUCCUUCCCCGUAACUCGGGCAACAUUGGAGGGUUGCUUGUGGCUUAUUACCUCCUGGCAUUCCUUUUCGGUGGCAACCCUUUGAUCGUUACCUGGAUUGUAGGCAACACAGGUGGCACCACCAAGAAAUCGGUCGUCAUGUCUCUCUACAAUGCUGGCUCUUCCGCCGGCAACAUCAUCGGCCCAUUGCUGUUCAACAAGAAGGACGCCCCCGCGUAUCAUCCAGGCUUGCGAAAAGUCCUUGCAGUUUUCGUCACGCUGGUGGCCGUCAUCGGCAUGCAGUUGGUGAAUUUGAUGUUCUUGAACAAGCUCCAUUCAAGGACUCGAGUCAGAAAUGGCAAGGCUGCCGUGAUUAAAGAUCAUUCUAUGGAAGACAAGUACUCGCCGUUGGACGAGGAGGUCGAUGAGAAUGGCCACAAGCUGGGUGAGAGGGCUUUCUUGGAUCUGACGGAUCGCAAGAACGACGAGUUCACCUAUAUUUACUAA